Nematolebias whitei (Rio pearlfish) is the source of this 1671-nucleotide messenger RNA. Its product is annotated as cytochrome P450 2J2. Gene Ontology annotation, cellular component: cytoplasm; intracellular membrane-bounded organelle. The record is from RefSeq and is a predicted model, not a curated record. Gene Ontology annotation, molecular function: heme binding; iron ion binding; oxidoreductase activity, acting on paired donors, with incorporation or reduction of molecular oxygen, reduced flavin or flavoprotein as one donor, and incorporation of one atom of oxygen. The coding region runs from base 7 to 1503 and encodes 498 amino acids. The transcript is spliced from 9 exons. Lineage: Eukaryota; Metazoa; Chordata; Actinopteri; Cyprinodontiformes; Rivulidae. Gene Ontology annotation, biological process: xenobiotic metabolic process.
CAGAACAUGGAGGCAGUAUACACUAUUCUGGGCUUGGAGUUUUUAGAUGCUCGAAGUAUUUUAAUAUUUGUAUGUAUCUUUCUGCUGAUCAACAACAUUUUGAAGAACAGAAAACCAAAAAACUUUCCUCCAGGACCUCAGUCUCUUCCUUUUAUUGGAGAUCUUCAUCGCAUCAAGCCUUCCAGACUCCACCUGCAGUUAGUAGAGUUUUCAGAGAAAUAUGGAGACAUUUUCAGUCUUCAUCUCUUUGGUGAAAGAGCUGUGAUCAUAAAUGGCUACAAAAAUGUGAAAGAGGCCCUGGUCGAACAAGGAGAGGACUUCAUUGAUCGUCCUGCCAUUCCACUGUUUUCAGAAAUUUUUAAGAACAAAGGUCUUGUGAUGUCUAAUGGUUAUCCAUGGAAGACUCAGAGGAGGUUUGCACUUCACACGCUUAGAAACUUUGGCUUGGGCAAGAGAGACUUGGCACUUUACAUCCAGCAGGAGUGCCAGUACCUCACAGAGGCUUUUACUGAACAGCAAGGUAUGCCUUUUAAUGCACAAUCACUUAUAAACAACGCUGUGUCCAACAUCAUCUGUUGUUUGGUGUUUGGGAGUCGAUUUGAUUACAAAGACGAGAAGUACAAGACUAUUCUUCAAUACUUCAAUGAAAUAAUCCUCUUACAAGGAGGUUUGUCUGUGCAGAUUUUCAAUGCAAUGCCCUGGCUGAUGAGAUGGGUUCCUGGACCUCAUAGAAAAAUAUUUAAACUGAUAAAAAAGAUAAUUGACUUUGUCGAAAUUAGAAUCAAAGAACACAAAGAAAACCUGGACCCUUCAUCACCAAGAGAUUACAUUGAUGCCUUCCUCAUUGAAAUGGGAGAGAAGAAGGACGCAGAUUCUGGUUUUGAUCUCAGUAAUUUGUGUGUUUGCACCCUGGACCUGUUUGGUGCUGGAACCGAAACCACCACAACUACUUUAAAAUGGGGGCUGCUUUACAUGAUCUACUACCCACAUAUACAAGAGAGAGUCCAGGCUGAGAUUGAUACUGUGAUUGGACCAUCCAGACAGGCCUCCAUGACUGACAGAGAAAACAUGCCGUACACUAAUGCAGUCAUCCAUGAAAUACAGAGAAUGGGAAACAUUGUUCCACUCAACCUGCCUCGCCAGGCAAAUAAGGACACUAGCCUUAAUAAUUACACAAUUCCAAAGGGCACAUUGAUAAUACCUGUACUUCAUUCUGUUCUACAUGAUGAGACAAUGUGGGAGACACCACACACCUUCAACCCUGAACACUUUCUGGACAAGAAUGGUCAAUUUAGGAAGAGAGAGGCCUUCAUGCCUUUUUCUGCAGGUAAGCGUGUAUGUCUUGGAGAACAACUGGCCAGGAUGGAGUUGUUCCUGUUUUUCACCUCCCUCCUUCAGAGGUUCAAGUUUUCCUCUCCUGCAGGCGAACAGCCCAGUCUGGAGUUCAAAAUGGGAGGCACUCGUCUCCCCAAACCGUACUGCCUCUGUGCCAUACCACGUUAAACCAUCUAUUACUUUAACAUGAGCUUGACAAAUCAAAAAGUUCCUACAUAUUUGUAUUGCAUUAAAAAUACGGAUGAAGAAACAAGUGUUGGUUAUACUUCUGCUUCAGUUUAUCUGCAGACUGAUAUGUAGUAGUCUCAGUUGUACAAGUCUCUCUUAGUGUUUGUU